GAGGACGGCAACAUCGGGGACAGAUAAAAAAAAAUGCUGCCUUCGCAAGAAGCCUCCAAGAUCUACCAUGACAACUACAUGCGGAACUCGAGGGCCAUCGGGGUCCUCUGGGCCAUCUUCACCAUCUGCUUCGCCAUCAUCAACGUGGUGGUGUUCAUCCAGCCCUACUGGAUCGGGGACAGCGUGAACACGCCGCAGGCCGGCUAUUUCGGCUUGUUCCACUACUGCGUGGGCAGCGGCGCGCCGAGCCGCGAGCUCUCGUGCCAGGGCACCUUCUCCGACUUCAGCUCCAUCCCGUCGGGCGCCUUCAAGGCGGCCUCCUUCUUCGUGCUGCUCUCCAUGGUCCUGAUCCUGAGCUGCAUCGCCUGCUUCGCGCUCUUCUUCUUUUGCAACACGGCCACCGUGUACAAGACGUGCGCCUGGAUGCAGCUGCUGUGCGCCGUGUGUUUGGUCCUGGGCUGCAUGAUCUUCCCGGAUGGCUGGGAUGCGGAGGUGGUACGUGACAUGUGUGGGGAAGAGACGGGAAAGUACACCCUGGGUAACUGCUCCGUGCGCUGGGCCUACAUCCUGGCGAUCAUUGGCAUCCUGGAUGCCCUCAUUCUCUCCUUCCUGGCCUUCGUACUGGGCAACCGGCAGAACGACCUACUCCUCGAUGAGGUCAAGGCCGACAACAAAGAUUGAAGUUCAGGACAGCAAAGAGCCAAGGCUGGGAGUCCAGCGAAUGCACUGAGCAGACUCCUGUCUUGCACCGCCCCCUCUCCUCUAACCCCUCCCUCGACUCUUCAGGCCACACCUCCAACGUCCGCGUGGAGGUCUGCAUACAGCCAUUUGUAAUAUAGAACUUGGAAGGCAGAUAUUUUCAACGUUGGAAAACAAUCCGCACGAACGUGUCUUUUGACAUGAAACAGGAAAAAAAAACAAU
Messenger RNA from Scleropages formosus (Asian bonytongue), 922 nucleotides. Its product is annotated as LHFPL tetraspan subfamily member 4 protein. Bases 34 to 681 code for a protein of 215 amino acids. Gene Ontology annotation, biological process: sensory perception of sound; gamma-aminobutyric acid receptor clustering. Gene Ontology annotation, cellular component: postsynaptic membrane; inhibitory synapse; plasma membrane. The transcript is spliced from 3 exons. NCBI's taxonomy places the organism in Eukaryota, Metazoa, Chordata, Actinopteri, Osteoglossiformes, Osteoglossidae. Gene Ontology annotation, molecular function: GABA receptor binding. The record is from RefSeq and is a predicted model, not a curated record.